Molecule: messenger RNA, 1792 nt
Organism: Drosophila gunungcola (fruit fly)
Lineage: Eukaryota; Metazoa; Arthropoda; Insecta; Diptera; Drosophilidae
Product: zinc finger protein 239-like
Exons: 2
Coding region: 91-1626 (511 amino acids)
Biological process (GO): regulation of transcription by RNA polymerase II
Cellular component (GO): nucleus
Molecular function (GO): zinc ion binding; RNA polymerase II transcription regulatory region sequence-specific DNA binding; DNA-binding transcription factor activity, RNA polymerase II-specific
Source: RefSeq, a predicted model, not a curated record
CUUCCAUAUCUAAUAAAAAUAGAAUUUAAAAAACAAAGCAUUUUGAGAACAUUUCUACCUUGCCACAUAAAUACUUAGACACGGCCAGCGAUGGAUCCAGCGAAAUGCCGUGCUUGCCUGGGAACUCCUAAAAACAUGUUAAAUAUUUUCGAAGGGACCCAUGGCAUUUCCAUUGCAACAAUGAUUUCUGAGUGCACUGGGUAUAAAGUUAGGGAAGAGGAUAAAUUUCCCAAAACAAUUUGCCCGUCAUGCCUACAGGAUGUGCUAAUGGCAUUCGACAUCAAGCGAACUUACGAGAGGAGCUUUCAAUUCCUUUGCAAGUUAAGGAAGGAAUCACUGAAAGAGGACUCAUUUAGGGGAGAAGGUUGGAAUGUAUUAAACAUUUGUGAAGUACAUUACAACGACAUUUCCCAAGUCAAUGAUAAAGUAAAUAAAGAUUUAGAUGAAAUGAAAGAAGCAGCUGAAGACCAAUUCCGAGUGACGAAUGAACCACUUGAAGAAUACGAUUUUGAUGAGGAAUGCCAUCCAUUUUCAGAUUGCGUCAGGGAUCAGUUUGACUGCGAUUUAAAUACAGAGGAGAUGGAGGAAGAUGAUGAUUAUGAUGGUGUUGAAGAAAAAGAAGAUGAUGAAGAAGCAGAAGAUGAUGAAGAAGCAGAAGAUGAUGAUAAAGACGAAGAACCUGAUAAAAGGCGGGAAAAUGAUGAUUCUGUCGAUGAAACAGACUAUGAACCUGACACUGAUACUGAAUCUGAAACGGAUGAUGGUGAGCAUGUGGUCCCAAACCUUCCGUUCAAGUGCACUUUUUGCUCGAAGGCCUUUAGAUACAAUUCACAGUUUCAGAUUCACUUGAAAACCCAUACAGGAGAACGACCUUUCAAGUGUACUUCAUGCUCGAAGACUUUUACAACAAAUUCACAUCUUCAGGAUCACCUAUGUACUCACCGAGCAGAACCCCCAUUCAAGUGUUCCCAGUGCCCAAAGGAGUUUGCCUAUAAUUCACUUCUUCUGAUACACUUGCAAGUCCAUACAAGAGCACGUCCCUUCAAAUGUACCGACUGCCCGAAGACUUUUAAAAAUAAAUUUCAACUCAAGCUGCACUUGCGGAUACACGCAGGAUACCGUCCGUUUGGGUGUACGCUCUGCUCAAAGAGUUUUACAACGAAUUCCCAUCUUCAGGCCCACCUGCGAGCCCACAAAGGAGAAAGACCCUUCAAGUGCACUCACUGCUCAAACACUUUUAUGUUAAACUCGCAUCUUCAGGUGCACCUGCGUACCCACACAGGAGACCGACCUUUCAAGUGCACCCACUGCACAAAAACUUUUAAAGCUAAAGGAUCUCUUCAGUCCCAUUUACGAACCCACACAGGGGACCGGCCAUACAAGUGUACCCACUGUUUGGCGAUUUUUGCCCAGAACUCAAGCCUUCAAAAACACUUGGUAACGCACACUGCAGAACGACCUUUUAAGUGUAACGAAUGCCUAAAAACAUAUACACAGAGUUCAAGUCUUCAUGUACAUUUGCGAACCCACAGGGGCGAACGACCAUUUAACUGUACCCACUGCUCAAAGACUUUUGUCCUAAAAUCAACUCUUCAACGUCACUUGUUAACCCACGAAGACUUUUGAAUAUACCUAGACUGAUUAAUUGCACAGCUUAAUUCUGCAUGUAUUUUUGAAAAUAAUUAUAUAAGUUGUUAUACUGUACUAUAGACUAUUAUUAUGUUUGUCAAAGAAUCUUUUAAAUAUUUUGUUGAUGAUUAAGAUGGUAAGAAAUAGUACAGCAGUACAUUUC